UCACAUGUGCGCCAAGCUAUAACAUGUGUAGGCAGCAGCUUUGCACCGGUGUACAUUUGGUUGUUUUGUGUGAUAAGAAGACAUUUUGACUCAGAUUGGUCAGUGAGCCGCGGACAUGAGCGAGCAGACGGCGGUCAUCUCGGAUGACGGCAGCAGGAAAAGUGAAGCCUCGAGCCGGCAGGAGGAGAAGAGCGCCGGCCUGACGAGUGUGAACAGUACCGGAGGAGAAGACCCGAACCAGAUGUCCAAGAGGCAGAAGAAGAAGCUUCUGAAGCAGCAGAAAUGGGAGGAUGAAAGAGACCUACGAAAGCAGAGAAGAAAGGAGCGGAAGCUGCAGCGCCGCCAGCAGAGGCAGAGUGACCAGCAGCAGCAGGAGGGACGAGACGGUCAGAGCAGCAGGAAACGCCCACGCCGAGACGUGACGCCCGUCUCUCUGAGGCUGGUGGUGGACUGCAGCUUCGACAGCCUCAUGCUUCUCAAGGAUGUGCGGAAGCUUCACAAACAGAUUCAGAGGUGCUACGCUGAGAACAGACGGGCCUCCCAUCCCGUCCAGUUUUAUCUGACAAGCAUGGGAGGACAGCUGCAACAGAGCCUGGAUGAAAAGGACAAAGGAUGGAUAAACUGGAAGGACAUCACCAUUAAAACUGAACAUUACAGUGAAGUUUUAGCCAAGGACCAGCUGGUCUACCUGACCUCAGACUCUCCCAACGUUCUGGAGGAACUGGACCAACAGAAGGCCUACGUCAUCGGAGGCCUGGUGGACCACAACCACCACAAGGGGCUGACCUACGAGAGGGCCAAGGAGCUUGGGAUUGAACACGCACAGCUUCCCCUCAGCAGUUUUGUCAAAAUGAACAGUCGGAAAGUUCUGGCAGUCAACCACGUGUUUGAGAUCAUCCUGGCGUAUCUGGAAAAGGGCAGCUGGCAGGAAGCGUUUUUUACCAUUCUGCCUCAGAGAAAAGGAGUUGUGGCCAUCAACCAGGACGGAGAGAAUACUCCAGCAAAAGACCAGGACGAAGACUCUCAUUCUGAUUCUGACCCAGAGCCUGCAGAACCUGCAGAGACCAGAGAUUAAUGUUUGGGACAAAUGGACUUGAAUGACAAGAAAACCUUAAAGUUAUUACUUUUUAACCAAAAGAAGUUUUGYUUUAACAGUUCCAGACUUUUUGUUUUAGUGCAUAUUUAUUGAAAAGUUUGCUUUUUCAGUUGUACAUAUCUUGAUAAGGGCUACAAUCUGUUCUGCUACAGUUACUGCUAGCUUUUCUGCUUUUUCAUUUGCUCUUUGGACCUGAAAGUUGUAGCUCUGUGUCCACUGGAGCCAUUAAAAAAUGUCAAGGAUCAUAAACACAGCACUUCAGCAUA
Molecule: messenger RNA, 1362 nt
Organism: Austrofundulus limnaeus
Lineage: Eukaryota; Metazoa; Chordata; Actinopteri; Cyprinodontiformes; Rivulidae
Gene: trmt10a
Product: tRNA methyltransferase 10A
Exons: 7
Coding region: 116-1075 (319 amino acids)
Biological process (GO): tRNA N1-guanine methylation
Cellular component (GO): nucleus; nucleoplasm; cytosol
Molecular function (GO): tRNA binding; methyltransferase activity
Source: RefSeq, a predicted model, not a curated record